AUGGUUUCUUUGACAGACCUCGCCGCUCAGCCCGAGACUCUCUAUAUGAUCGUUGAGUACCUCUCCUCUAACGAUAUUUUCUCCCUUAUGCAAUCUUGCAAAGAAAUGUAUCCAGUUUGCCAAAAAGAACUAUGGACCACGAUUGCAUUGAGCCGUAACAAGCACUUACAUUCCCCCAACCGAAACAUCACUCGCCUAAGGUAUCAGUCGUUCAAAGAUCUUGUUCGAAUGCAUGGCCGAAAAAAAUUAUUCUUCCAGUACACUAAAAACCUGGUACUUGACGGAUUGAUCCGACUCAAGUAUUUCAAAAAGACCGAUAUUGGCAAAAUAUUUUGUCAGGUUCUUCAGAGCGGAGAGCUUCGCCCGAGAACCCUAGCCGUUGCCAUCGGUAAUCUCCCUGAGGGUAAUGGAGGGUAUACAGACUAUGAUGGUGGUUAUGGCUCUGAAAGAAGACUUAAACUAUUAGAUUGCCUGAAGGAAUAUGGGAAAGGCAAGAACUUACGAGAGUUUUCAGUCUCCAUACGAGCGUCUUGUUUGCGACAGCUGCCCGUUUAUUUCAACCUGUCUCAAGUCACCCAACUUGACUUGAAUCCCAACUACAAUAGUAUACGCCGUGAUUGGAAGGCCGGGAAAGCCAACAAACGGACCGAUAGACAGAUCGAGGAAUUGACCACACUCCUCGAUCAAACACCAAACCUAAAGCAACUGAUUAUGGGCGACUGGCUCCGUAAUCAUGACCAAUUCAGACUAUCCACCCGCCCACGCGUCAAAAAGGAAUGGAAGAAGCUCCAGCGGACCAUAAAAAGCCUUCAGAACCUAAAAACUCUGAAGGUAGUCACCUACCUGUUCCACCCAUCCCUGUUCCUGAUCCCUCCCCCCUCAGUCACCAACCUGCUCUGCACGGGAACCAUCUCUCCCGUUUGGUGGCGAUCCUUCGCAGUCUGCGAGGGACUCGGAAACGUCCGUCACUUGACGAUUCAAGUGACCGAUUCCUGGCUGCUCCCGGAAAGCACGCUCGAGAGGGGAGCCGAGGCCCCUCAAAUUCGAGAUAUCAACCUCGGAAAUUUUGCAAUCUCCGGAUUGCAAGAAUUCAAUGCCGUUUGGUGUCAUCACGACCCGAAGAUGUAUUUCCGGGAUGGGAACCCGGAGGGGCCAUCCGGCCCAGACCGCCGCAAUAUUCCGGCAGACUUGGAAGAUUGCAUCGUUCGAAAGAACGAUAAUCUUUCAGAGAAGUGCUUGGUUGGGCUCCUCACACCCAGGGGGAUGAUUAAGAAGGAGGAGGAGGACGACGAGUGGUGGUGA
Messenger RNA from Orbilia oligospora ATCC 24927, 1302 nucleotides. RefSeq lists its product as uncharacterized. NCBI's taxonomy places the organism in Eukaryota, Fungi, Ascomycota, Orbiliomycetes, Orbiliales, Orbiliaceae. The coding region runs from base 1 to 1302 and encodes 433 amino acids. The record is from RefSeq and is a predicted model, not a curated record. The transcript has a single exon.